CAGCAGCUGUACCCAGCAGCGCGAGGCUGCGUGUACGCGUUUCUCCGCCGCGCGCGGCUCGCUCUGUAGAGGAGACGUUUACUUAUUGUUUAUUUCUUUAUGUUUUAGUUUUUCUGUUGUUGUUAUUUUUAUUUGUCGGUUACAAUUGUUACGUAAUGCGCACGAGCGAACAGAAACAGUAACACAUUUAGGGGCACGCGCCCCUCUGCAACACACACACACACACACACAUAUAUACAGAGACGCGCGCACGCGCACACACACGCACGCACGCGCACACACGCCGAGCGCGAGAAGGAAGAUGGUGAUCAUGGCUCCCGCACAUUGCCGCUGUAAUCCCGCGCGUGCAUCCAGCCUCUUCCUCUGGCUGCUGAUCGCCGCUCACCUGCCCUCAAGUUCCAUCCAGACAGAAAACGAUGACGAUGAAGUGACAAAUAAAACCUGGGUUCUGACCCCGAAGGUCUACGAGAGUGAUGUCACACAUAUUCUAAACAGUCUACUAGAUGGAUAUGACAACAAGCUGCGGCCGGACAUAGGAGUCCAGCCCACUGUGAUCACGACAGACAUGUUUGUGAACAGUAUUGGCCCAGUAAAUGCCAUCAACAUGGAAUACACCAUCGACAUCUUCUUUGCUCAGACCUGGUACGACAGCCGCCUGAGAUUCAACAGCACCAUGAAGGUCCUGCGUCUAAACAGCAACAUGGUGGGAAAGAUCUGGAUCCCCGACACCUUCUUCCGUAACUCCAAGAAGGCCGACGCCCACUGGAUCACGACGCCCAAUCGUAUGCUGCGGAUUUGGAACGAUGGACGAAUUCUGUACACUCUGAGGUUGACCAUCGAUGCCGAGUGCCAGCUUAAACUGUAUAACUUUCCCAUGGAUGAGCAUUCCUGUCCCCUGGAGUUCUCAAGCUACGGUUACCCCAAGGAGGAGAUCGUCUACAGGUGGAAGCGCAGCUCCGUGGAGGUGGGGGAUAUCCGCUCAUGGAGGCUCUAUCAGUUCUCCUUCGUUGGUCUGAGGAACAGCACUGAGGUCGUCAGGACCGUCUCAGGUGACUACGUGGUGCUGACCGUCUUUUUCGAACUGAGCAGGAGAAUGGGUUACUUCACGAUUCAGACCUACAUCCCCUGCACCCUCAUUGUUGUGCUCUCCUGGGUUUCCUUCUGGAUUAACAAGGAUGCCGUCCCAGCCCGCACGUCUUUAGGAAUCACCACUGUGCUGACCAUGACCACGCUGAGUACCAUCGCCAGGAAGUCCCUGCCUAAAGUCUCCUACGUCACGGCCAUGGACCUGUUUGUGUCCGUGUGCUUCAUCUUCGUCUUCGCCGCUCUGAUUGAAUACGGAACGCUGCAUUACUUCGUGAGCAACCGCAAACCCAGCAAAAACAAAGACAAGAAGAAGAAAAAUCCUCUCCUCCGGCUCUUUUCCUCAAAGCAAGCCCCCACGGUGGACAUCCGCCCCCGUUCGGCCACGGCCAUCCAGAUGAACAAUGCCACGCACAUGCAGGAGCGCGACGAAGAGUACGGCUACGAGUGUUUGGACGGGAAGGACUGCACCAGCUUCUUCUGCUGCUUCGAGGACUGCCGUUCUGGGGCGUGGCGCCACGGGCGCCUGCACAUCCGCGUCGCCAAGAUAGACUCAUACGCCCGCAUCUUCUUCCCCACGGCGUUCGGUCUCUUCAACCUCGUCUACUGGGUGUCCUAUCUGUAUCUCUAAAAUAGACCCCACCUGCUCCCGUCCCGCCUGCACCGUGUCCAUAUUAGCUGGCCUUAUUUAUUGAUUUACUAAUUUAUUUAUUUAUUUAUUUAUUCGUCGACUUACUUAUCUGGGGGCGUUCGGCACUCAAGCGACGCUCAUUUGUGUGUUUCUUUGGACGAGCGAAUACUUAAAAAGUUAAAACAGCUUCUUUCGGUACGUCUUGUGAGUCGCUUUUGUUUAAUUGGUAUGAUUUUAUUUUAGUGUGUGUGUGUGUUUGCAUAUGUGUGUGUGUGUGUGUGUGUUGUGUACAAAGCAAACGUUGUAGCAAAAUAGGUUAAAGGGUUUAAAAAAUAAGAGGAACCUAAAACUUAUAGCACAUCUGGGAUUCUCUGAAAAAUAUGUUCUAUGAAAAAUGUACAAAUAUAUUGCAGGGAGGGGCGGGGCUCAAAUCGAGCUGCAUGACUACAUUUCCCAGAAUCCCCUCGGACAACAAGACGUGGUGUGAUCAGCACCACAUAGAGCAGAACGGCACUUUGGGCAACACCGUAAAGCCCAGCACUCACAGAGUUGUUUUUAUUUAUUUAUUCAUUUAUUUAUUUAUUUAUUUUAAAGCAGUGUAUCGAUCCAUUUGAGUUGUCUUGUCAUUUUAGAGUUACACACAAAAAAUACUGAACGUGAAAUUUUAAGUAUUUGAAGUUUUCCGCUCUCUGUUGACCCUCAUGUGUUGUCACGGCUGGUCAGAUCUAUGGUCAUCUGUACAGAGGAUGUAAAUAAUUUAAUACUGUACAAUGUAGUGAUUUACAUCUAUUGCAUGCACCUUUUCAGGCCAAAAACAAAACCAUAUAUUUAAAGGUCUUCUGUUGAUGGUUAUGGAUAAAAAUAUGAAAAAAAAAAAAAAUCUAAAA
Molecule: messenger RNA, 2601 nt
Organism: Astyanax mexicanus (Mexican tetra)
Lineage: Eukaryota; Metazoa; Chordata; Actinopteri; Characiformes; Acestrorhamphidae
Gene: gabrg2
Product: gamma-aminobutyric acid type A receptor subunit gamma2
Exons: 10
Coding region: 302-1714 (470 amino acids)
Biological process (GO): regulation of postsynaptic membrane potential; gamma-aminobutyric acid signaling pathway; nervous system process
Cellular component (GO): synapse; neuron projection; GABA-A receptor complex
Molecular function (GO): benzodiazepine receptor activity; inhibitory extracellular ligand-gated monoatomic ion channel activity; transmitter-gated monoatomic ion channel activity involved in regulation of postsynaptic membrane potential
Source: RefSeq, a predicted model, not a curated record